AGCACACGGGGAACUCAACCCACACGCCGUGCCAAGUUCCAAUUUUACUUUGUCAGGAAGAAAUUAAGACAACGAAAAAAAAAAACCAAUGAAAUAUUAGAGCUUUGUUUCUUCCAAUUCAACAAAAGUCCUUACUUUUCCGUAAAAAGGAAGCGAAUUGGACUAAGAAGGGAAAGGAAGUAAUGAACGUGAGCCGUCCUUCUGUGCACCCGGUGGAGGCUCCACCUUUGACGGAGGCUGCCGUGCACGAUCCUAGAGUGAGGAUGAAGGACGUCCAAGGCAUGCCUGGGACUAAAGGUGGCCUCUUUCUUCGUCUUUCUCAGUUCAUUUUUGCCAUUAUUUCUGUCUCUGUAAUGGCCACCACCAAUGAUUUCCGCUCCGUUACAGCUUUUUGCUACCUCCUUCUUGCUGUUGGCUUGCAAAGUUUGUGGAGCCUGACCCUGGCAUUUGUCGACAUAUAUGCCCUUUUGGUGAAACGCAGCCUGCGGAACUACAUAGCGAUCUGUUUGUUCACCAUUGGUGACGGGAUCACUUCCACCCUUACAUUUGCUGCUGCUUGUGCAUCUGCUGGAAUCACAGUUCUGAUUGGCAAUGGUCUUGAUAAAUGUGCUAUCAACCACUGCACUAGGUUUGAGACUGCUACAGCAAUGGCCUUUAUCAGCUGGUUUGUCAUGUCACCAUCCUUUCUGUUGAAUUUCUGGUCAUUGGCAUCCCAGUGAUGAUUGUUUACAGGGUUGAUCGGUGAAAUUUGUACUUCUGUUGUAGCGUUGUGCAACCUUUUCAAUCUGUUUUAUUGUUGAUUGCACCAACAGUGUACAUAGAUGAUUUUUGCUAGGUUUCCUAAGGUAAUUUUUUCCAUUUUGAGUACAGUAUUUGUAUCUUUGAGGGAAAGCAAUUAUUAAAUUAUAAAUUACUUGCUUCCCCGCUUUUCGUUGCUGAUAAUUGAAUUACCAUUUUGAAGAUAGUGAUUCUUCUUAUCCUGUCUAGGGCUGAUAGUCCCAGUGCUGGUUACUCUUCAUACAUUGGAAUAAUUAUUUCUUCUUAUCCCAACAUUGGAUGUUUUGAUGAGGCUCAAGCUUGCUUCUAAAAGUCGACUGAAGGGAUUAACUAUGUCAUUCUUACACUAGCCUGUUGGUGCCUAACAUUGCGACACAUUGUUCUUUUUCUUUUUAGGUACAUAGGAGGCUGCAUGCUGAGAAUAGGAGAAGAGAUUGUAGAGCUAGCAUUUGAAUCCCAUACCUGCUGUAUUUCACCUCUUAAUGGUGGCUAAAUGAACUAACCGAGCUAAUUAAGCUCCGGCUUCAACUUUGCGACACAAUGUUUGCUAUACAUCUUUCUGUUCUUGCUGUUCUGAAAAUGACUUGAUUUCAUUGGUAGUUUGGACUCAAUCAGAUAUUCAGUUUAGACAGAAGUUUCUGCAAGCAUUUUGAAAAUGGUCUGUGCCUUCUGGUUUGGAUGGUUUCUGCAAUACACACUUUGCACGCUUAGGGAAUAUCCUUCAUGUUUAUUCUUUCACAUGAAAUUGAUAAUGGUCGGUUAUAUUCUUCAUGGUCAUUGUUGAACAGAGAAUAGGAUUUAGAUUAAUCCCAGAAUUUAGGGCUAAGCUAUAACACUUGUAAUUUGAGAUGUCAGCAAAUUUAGUUUCAUGCAUAUGUAAUCAACACUAGUUGCAUGUUUCUUGAGUUUGUUUCUUUGACUUAGAAAUUCUG
Durio zibethinus is the source of this 1709-nucleotide messenger RNA. RefSeq names its product CASP-like protein 5A1. The record is from RefSeq and is a predicted model, not a curated record. NCBI's taxonomy places the organism in Eukaryota, Viridiplantae, Streptophyta, Magnoliopsida, Malvales, Malvaceae. Gene Ontology annotation, cellular component: membrane.